Molecule: messenger RNA, 1561 nt
Organism: Neurospora hispaniola
Lineage: Eukaryota; Fungi; Ascomycota; Sordariomycetes; Sordariales; Sordariaceae
Product: FAD dependent oxidoreductase
Exons: 1
Coding region: 140-1501 (453 amino acids)
Biological process (GO): retrograde transport, endosome to Golgi
Cellular component (GO): cytoplasm; late endosome
Molecular function (GO): oxidoreductase activity
Source: RefSeq, a predicted model, not a curated record
CCCGAGUGAUUCCUUGACGCUGCGGGUUCCUCAGAAGUUGUCCCCAUCUGCCCACUUCUACUACCAGCAAAGCUACCUAUAACCCAUCAGCACCCACACUCAGAAAGAGCCCUGUACAUUUCACUAUCUGAACGUCACAAUGUCGUGCACAACUACAACCACUACCAGCACCAGUGCCGGCACGGUAAUCCUCGGCGCCGGCAUCAUCGGCGUUUCAACCGCCUACUAUCUCUCUCUUUCCUCUUCCCAGCCCUCCCCUUCGCCCUCAUCCGAAAUCCAUUUGGUCGACCCCUCCCCUUCCCUCUUCUGGUCCGCCUCCGGCUUCGCUGGUGGCUUUCUUGCCCGCAACUGGUUCGCUACCGAAGUCUCCUCGCUGGGCGCCCUCUCCUUCGCCGAGCACGCCCGUCUGGCCUCCGCCCACGACGGUCGACGCAACUGGUCUUAUGCCCCUUCUAUCUCGCUGGGAUACUCGGCCGUUGCCGUCGACAAGGGCGUCAAGAAACGAGGGGACGAUUGGUUGCGCAGCGGGACAAGCCGGGCGGAGGCGGCGCUUGGAGACAAGGAAAAGGUGCCGGUGGUGAGUAUAGAGGAUCUGAAGGAGAAGACGCCAGCUUGGUUGAGGAGGCGGGAGGGGGAUGAUGUGGAGAUUAUUGGCGGGGAGGGGGACACGGCGCAGUUGGAGCCGGAGAGGCUUUGUCGGUUUUUGUUGGGGGAGGCGGAGGGGAGGGGGGUGAAGGUUUCAAAGGGGACGGAGGCGGUGGAGGUGUUGAGAGAUGGUGAGGGGGUGAUUAGGGGUGUGCAAUUGAAGGAUGUUAUGACGGGGGAGGAGAGGGAGGUUGAGUGUUCGAGGAUCAUCAUCACGGCGGGGUGCUGGAGCGGGCAGGUGUGGGAGAAGCUAUUUGGGGCUACUUCGGAGACGGUCAAGAGGUUGCCAGUGACGAGCCUGGCGGGCCAUUCGCUGGUUGUCAAGAGCCCGAGAUGGACAGGUGCUGUGGAUGGGGAAGGAUGCCAUGCGGUUUACACGAGCCAUGCCGCUUUUUCCCCGGAGAUUUUUUCAAGGGUGGACGGGCAGAUCUACUUUGCGGGUUUGAACUCGGCGGCGGUGCCGCUGCCGAGCGUAGCGGAGGGUUCGACGGUGCAAACCGGGUCUAUAGAGUUGGUCAAGCAGGCGGCUAGGGAACUGCUGGGGUCAGGGGAUGAUGGAGAGGACGAUCUAGAGGUGGUGAGAGAGGGCUUGUGCUUUCGGCCGGUGACGCCGUGGGGACUGCCUAUUGUUGCGAGGGUGCCGGAUGAGCACCUCGGAGGCGGAAUUCGGACGAAGCCCGGCGCGGAGGGAGGAGUGUUCCUGGCAACCGGCCAUGGGCCGUGGGGGAUCAGCAUGAGCUUGGGCACAGGCAUUGUGAUGAGUGAGUUAGUCCAGGGACGGCCGCUGAGCGCGGAUAUCAGUGCCUUGGCAUUUGACGACAAGGUUACUGGGAAGGCGGUCCAGGUCUGGCUGUGAUGGAUAGCUUCGAAGAUGGUCAGUUCGCCGUCGGUUCCUUUAGACGGCUCCUUUCAGGCA